[Torrubiella] hemipterigena is the source of this 2054-nucleotide messenger RNA. NCBI's taxonomy places the organism in Eukaryota, Fungi, Ascomycota, Sordariomycetes, Hypocreales, Clavicipitaceae. The record is from the annotation of a GenBank genome assembly.
GUCCCACCAUCCCAUGCCAUUCUCUCCAUGCUCUUUUUCUUCCACGGGCAUGCUUUCAGUGGUUUUCUUUUUUAAUUAUUUUGGAAAAAGAGAAUAGCAUCCUUUUAAUUACCAUCUGGUUGCCGUCUUUCGCUUAUUCAACUAGUCUUUUUUCCCUUCUCUUCUAUACCUUCCUUUUCACUCGUUUCAUCCUUCCGCUCCCUCUGAUACAAGUCUGCGACUCAUUCUGUCUCGCCGCAUUCCUCGCACCAACCGCACCCUCGACCAUCGCCCUUGUUUGAACCACUCGCUACUUGUCUCGUCUACGAGGCCCCGGCUCCUCUUGAAAUCUUUAUUCUACCCGCCGUCGCUGCAUACCUCCCACACCAGUCGUCAUCAUGGCGUCCCAAGUCGUCUCGCAGCACCAGGCAGAUUCCAUUCCAAACGCCUACCACACAGACCUGGAACAACCCGAUCCAGCAUCUGCCUCGUCUCCGUCUUAUAACUCGGCUGGCGCCUCCGAGCUCCUCCACAACCAGCCUACAACCGUCCUACAUAACUCCACAACCACCUCCCACCAGAAGCUAGACGGAAAGGUGGACAUUGUCAACGACAGCGACGACAUGCUUUCCGUAACCUCAACCCCAAGUGACUCGCCAGUCAUGGAUUCUACAACACCCAACGUCCCAGCUCUCCCAGCAAAGAGCAGAAGACGAGCUUCCCGCCUCUUGGCCACCCUGCCUGCCAAGUCCGAGAUCGAGGACUGCCCUAUCCUCACACACGCCGCACCCCAUAUCGUCUACCUCUCUUCCGAAGAGGAUGCUUCCUCCUCUGCCGACGACUUCUCCGACUUUGAAGACCUCUCCGACAGCGAAGCCGCGAAUAACUCUGGACGCCGUACAAGCCACGAAGACGUCGCCAGAGUCGUCAACGUCGUCUUUUCAGGAAAGCCCUCCAUUGUCAACCUUCCUCCUCGAUCCACAUCACCCUCUACCGCCUCAACUUCCUCAACUACCUCUGAAGUCCGCCGCCCCAAGACAUCCGCUGGCCCAGCUGAUAUGGGCUCUGCCCCUUCCCUGGCACGCACAUUAUCGAUCAACUCGACAACCUCUGCCAGCACUGUUCGCCCAGUAAGCAGGCUUGGGUCUUUCGAUAUGCGUCGCCCUACCUUCCUCAAGCUCGACCCCUUUGCUGUCAAGCCCCAUGCAGAUGACUCUGAGCGCCCCAAGACGCCCAAGACACCUACUACCAUGAUCAAGCGCACUCUCAGCCUCGUUAGAAAGCGCAGCAAGCCAUCCUUGAACCAAAGCUUCCGUGAGGGGGACUUCUCUCCCAUGGAGCAGCUUGGCGAGGAAGAAGAGGACAAAGUCCCUACCCUCGAGAACCCCAGCAUCAAGAGAAAGGCCACAUCAUCACCCGCCCCUGUUUCUCCAUCUUCGCCAAAGAACUUCUUUGGAGGUCUAUCCAAGGGCAGAAGAAUGAGCAUCAAGGCAUAAGCUGUUCUCACUGGGAUUUGAUUUUAUUCCGUGUCUUUUUUGUUUUGGUUUAGCGACGGCGUCUUCCUUUUGAUUUUACAACUAUCGAACCGGCACAUACACUCGUUUAUACACAACCACACUCAUUCACAUACCACCAUCGCCACACUCAUUUACACACUGCAUCACUGCUUUCAUAUCGCGCAAUAGGCGGCGCGACUCUGGACUUUACGUGGCCAACGAGCUACGGGAUUGAUGAACGAAGAUUCUGUUCAUGGCGUUUUUUUAAAGAAUUCUCUCAGAGAUUGUUUUGUUUCCUUCUGUUGCAUUUUAACACCCAACCAUUUUUAGUUGGGAUGGCCUGGCAUGGCAGUCCAGGCGGCUACGGGGCGUUUGUAUAGGGACCUAUUUUUAACUUGGGACUCGGGCUAAGAGUCGAAAUUGUAUAACUUUUUAGUUUUAGUAUCAUAUUCAAUGCAAGAAUGUGCCUCUCUUCAUUUUCUCAGUCCUUUCUGCCCGUUGUGUGAUCUUGCCCUGUGCACGUGCGUCAUCGUGAGGGACACCAGGUCCAAGCUGUCUGUGCGGUAUCGCCUAUCGUUG